AUGCUUUUUGCUUUAAUGAAGCCACACAUGAAGAAAGAAAUCAAGAGAUUAGAGACAGAAAUAACUAAAAAGAAUGGUGAAUUAGGGACAAUUCAGACAAGUAAAGAAACUGAAACUAACGACUUGAACGAGCAAAUUACUUCUCUCAAGGAAGACCACGAACGAGAAACCACUCUGCUCAACGAAAAAAUAACCGAGUUAGAAAAAUUAGGAAAACAAGUUGAGGAACAAAAUACUACAAUUACUUCCUUAAAAAAGCACUUAACUGACGAACGAAAAGACCACAAAAUAACAAAAGACGAAAGAGACAAAUUCCAAACAGGAUAUAAUAACGGCGAGAAUACUGUGAAUUAUCUUAUUAAUGACCGAGACAAUAAAAAAAUACAACUAUUACAAAAAGAAGCCGAAUUGACCCGAGCAACAACUGAGAAGGAAACCUUGGAAACUAGUCUAGCCGAAAGAACCCGACAAUUAAACGAAAAGCAAGCGAUAAUAGAUAAUUUGAAUGAGGAAGUUAAUCGCCAAAAAGUAGCCCGAGAGGAAACUGAAACUGACCGAGAUAACUCCCAAGCUAAAUUAGCCACAGCCAUAGCCGAGCAUAAUGCGAAUACCGCUAAAAACCAAUCAGCCCAAGCCUUAAUUGACGAACAAACCGCUCACAAAGCAACCAACGACCAACUGACAACUGCCAAUGAUGCCAAAACAGAGGCAGAAACCCAACUAAACGAUUAUCAAAAUAAAUUAGAAGACGAACAAUUAGGAGGAGUUUUUUGCUUAAAUAAGGAAAAGCAUGCGGAAAGAAACAAAGAUAUUGAAA
Molecule: messenger RNA, 817 nt
Organism: Diversispora eburnea
Lineage: Eukaryota; Fungi; Glomeromycota; Glomeromycetes; Diversisporales; Diversisporaceae
Source: the annotation of a GenBank genome assembly